Molecule: messenger RNA, 312 nt
Organism: Exophiala aquamarina CBS 119918
Lineage: Eukaryota; Fungi; Ascomycota; Eurotiomycetes; Chaetothyriales; Herpotrichiellaceae
Exons: 2
Coding region: 1-312 (103 amino acids)
Source: RefSeq, a predicted model, not a curated record
AUGUUCUUCAAACAGUCUGGCUACAAGCCACGCACCAACAGCCAGUCGUCAGGCAAAUCCGGGUCGUUCAUGGCAGGCAGCCCACCCAAGGAAGAAGCCAAACCAGCGGGUUCUGCCACCGGGGACCAGGUGGUUUCGGCGGCGGUUGCCGGGCGGAGACGGUCCUCAGCCUCAUCAGCAGACAAAUUCGCCGGCCUCCAGGGCCAGAAGCGGUCUAGUGUGGACACCAACGCCGCGAAAUGGGCGGAGCAGAAGCCGGGCCAGACGGGCAUUUUGGGCGGCAUGUGGAAUAGCUUUACUAAGGGUGGUUGA